Aureobasidium namibiae CBS 147.97 is the source of this 1287-nucleotide messenger RNA. RefSeq lists its product as uncharacterized. Gene Ontology annotation, biological process: GPI anchor biosynthetic process. The record is from RefSeq and is a predicted model, not a curated record. The transcript is spliced from 4 exons. Lineage: Eukaryota; Fungi; Ascomycota; Dothideomycetes; Dothideales; Saccotheciaceae. Bases 1 to 1287 code for a protein of 428 amino acids. Gene Ontology annotation, cellular component: glycosylphosphatidylinositol-mannosyltransferase I complex; membrane. Gene Ontology annotation, molecular function: alpha-1,4-mannosyltransferase activity; GPI mannosyltransferase activity.
AUGGAUACACUGGCCCAGCCCUCAUCCAUCAAGUCUGAAGAAACCAUAGCCAAAGCUCCAUCAACAAUAACAACUCUCUUCUCCAACACCCGCCUAAUCCUCAGCAUCUCCCUCUUAUUCCGCGCAGCACUCCUCCUCUGGGGCGAAUACCAAGACACAAACUCACCCCUAAAAUACACCGAUAUCGACUAUCUAGUCUUCACCGAUGCCUCUCGCUAUGUGUUUCACAACCAAUCCCCGUACCUACGAGACACAUAUCGCUACACUCCCCUCUUAGCAUGGUUGCUCUACCCCACUGCAUUAGGCGGCCGCUGGUUUUGCUUUGGCAAAGCCGUGUUUGCGGUAGGGGAUGUGGUGACGGGCUGGUUGAUCUUUUUGCUGUUGAGGAAGCAAAUGCAGAGGGCAAAGGCGAUGCAGUAUGCGAGUAUUUGGUUGUUGAAUCCUAUGGUUGCGAAUAUAAGCACCAGAGGGAGCUCGGAGGGUUUGCUGGCUGUUAUCGUGGUGGGUAUGCUGUGGGCGGUGCAGACAGGGAGGGUCAGGUUGGGAGGUUGUUUGUUGGGUUUGGGGGUGCAUUUCAAGAUUUAUCCGUUUGUUUAUGCGGUUAGUAUGGUUUGGUGGUUGGAUAGAAGCAAGGCGGGUAGUUGGGAUGGGAGUGGAGGUGCGUUUGGUGGGCUUGUGAACAGGAAGAGGGUGCAGUUGGCGCUGUACAGCUUUCUGACAUUCAGUGUGUUGAACAUGGUCAUUUAUGGCAUGGAGUUUGUUCGUCACAGCUAUACCUACCAUCUCACUCGCAUCGACCACCGCCACAACUUUUCCGUCUACAACACUUUGCUUCACUUCAAGUCUGCUGUGGGCUCUUCUUCAGGACUGGGUGUUGAAUCUCUGGCUUUCUUCCCUCAACUUUUCCUUUCGGUGGUUGCUGUUCCUCUGCUGUUGGCAAAGAAGAAUUUGGCGAGCACCAUGUUGGCCCAGACGUUUGCGUUUGUCACGUUCAACAAGGUCUGCACAAGUCAGUACUUUUUGUGGUAUAUGGUCUUCUUGCCCUUCUACCUCCCAACUUCAUCGUUGAUUCGACAACCUAAACUCGGUUUCUCUGCUCUUGGUCUUUGGGUCAUCGGACAGGCUCUAUGGCUACAGCAAGGAUACAUGCUCGAGUUCCUCGGCAAGUCGACUUUUGUGCCAGGGCUCUGGGUAGCCAGUGUCCUCUUCUUCGGCAUAAACUGCUGGAUCCUGGGUAUUGUGGUGUCCGAUAUUGCACACCAACCUUCGAGCCCAUCCAUCAAGUAG